Molecule: messenger RNA, 1109 nt
Organism: Paecilomyces variotii
Lineage: Eukaryota; Fungi; Ascomycota; Eurotiomycetes; Eurotiales; Thermoascaceae
Product: histones H3 and H4
Exons: 3
Coding region: 360-770 (136 amino acids)
Biological process (GO): rRNA transcription
Cellular component (GO): nucleosome
Molecular function (GO): structural constituent of chromatin; protein heterodimerization activity; DNA binding
Source: RefSeq, a predicted model, not a curated record
UCCUGGGCUCCCAUUGGCUGGCGGGUGACAUCUCGCUUAGCGCUCCGGGAGCAAGGGUAACGUGCCUGCAGUUCUUUGAGUCUCCCAGCGAAACUGCCACGCCGAAAUCACGGCUUAUGGUGCACUGCUUUCCGAUCGGUUUUCUGAUCAAAAAGAAUCCGCGCUAAGACCACCCAAACUUGCUGGCAGCACCCAGAUCACCCGCCCGCCCUCGUCUCCUACAAAUACCCUCCCCCACCCACCUCCUCCAUCCUUCUUACAACUCACUCAGUCAUCCACUCAACGCCCAUCAAAUCCAUCGGUUUUAUCCGACUUCCAUCAAUAAAACACAUCAAAUCCAUCAAAUAAACAUCUAAACAAUGGCUAGAACCAAGCAGACUGCCCGUAAGUCCACUGGUGGCAAGGCUCCCCGUAAGCAGCUUGCUUCCAAGGCCGCUCGUAAGGCCGCCCCCUCCACCGGAGGUGUCAAGAAGCCUCACCGCUACAAGCCUGGUACCGUCGCUCUCCGUGAGAUCCGUCGCUACCAGAAGUCCACUGAGCUGCUCAUCCGCAAGCUCCCCUUCCAGCGUCUGGUCCGUGAGAUUGCUCAGGACUUCAAGUCCGACCUCCGCUUCCAGUCCUCCGCCAUCGGUGCUCUUCAGGAGUCCGUCGAGGCCUACCUCGUCUCCCUCUUCGAGGACACCAACCUGUGCGCCAUCCACGCCAAGCGUGUGACCAUCCAGUCCAAGGACAUCCAGCUUGCCCGCCGUCUCCGUGGCGAGCGCUCUUAAAUUCCUUCUUGAGUCGAAAUUAAUUCGGGUUUGACUCUUAUGGGUUGGCGAUACGGUUUUCUUUGCUUUUCUAUCACGACUACUGGCGAGAAAUGAUGGGUUCUGCUUUUUAUCAAUGGGUCAUCAGUACUGGGUUGUCUUAUUUUCUCUCGAGCACUACAUAGCAGAUAGCUAGGAUCGAAGAAACGGCUGGGUGGAUUUGGUCAUGGGCGUAUCCCAAACAUCAUGUACAUUAGUGGAAAGCUCUUCCAAAGAAAUGGUGUCCUAUCGAGCGCACCUCAUGACAUAGACGCCGAAAUGCGAGUUUCUACGUCUUGAAUAAUUCAACCCAGUUCCAUC